AUGAAGCUCACCAUCCCCUUCCUCGUCCUGGCCUGCGCCUGCCUCCCAGCUCUUCUGGUCGAGGCUGCUCCCGCUGCCAUUACCACCCGGACGUCUACGGUCACCCUCUCUACCGCCACUCAGACACAGACCAAGACCAUUCUGUCGACUGUGCCCGUGACGACGACCAAGACAAAGACUGUUGCUACCACGGUCCCCACUACUGUCGUCACAACAAAGACCAAGACAGAUGCCACAACUGUUCCCACCACGGUUGUCACGACCAAGACCAAGACCGUAGCGACAACUGUUCCCACCACGGUAGUCACGACAAAGACCAAGACUGAUGCAACUACAGUCCCCACCACGGUAGUCACGACAAAGACUCAGACUGUACCGACUACCGUCCCCACCACGGUCGUCUCUACAAAGACUGCCACUGUGAAUGUCCCCACUACCACUACACUGACAACGACGGCUGCAGGUAAGGCUACCACUGUGACUGCCGGAAAGGUCACCAGCACGGUCAUCUCGGUGCAGCCUACGACUACCACAAAGACCACUACCGUUGAGACGACCAUCUCUGGAAAGGCAACUACCGUCGUGUCGACCUUGACGCAGGCGACCACGGCCACUGUCACUGACGCCACCACUGUCACUCAGUCAGGUGCUGCCACUACGGUCACUGACUCUACCACUGUCACCGAGAAGGGCGAUGCUGUCACCGUCACUCAGACGGCCGAUCCCGUCACUGUCACCCAGCCUGCUGACACUGUCACUGUCACCGACGCUACUAACGCAACUGCAACUUCUACGGUCACCGAGGCCGGAGAUGCUGUCACUGUCACCAAGACUGCCGACACCGUCACCGUCACCCAAUCUGCUGACACUGUCACUGUCACGGACGCAGCUAACGCAACUGCAACUUCUACCGUUACCUCUACCGAGACUGACUCGGCUACCGUCACAGUCACUGCAACGGAGACUGCUGCCACGUCUACGAUCACUGCCACCGAGACUGGUGCCACGUCCACCAUCACCGCCACGGAGACCGGUGCCACAUCUACUGUCACCGCUACGGAGACUGACGCUACUUCUACAGUCACUGCCACUGAGACCGACGCUACUUCCACAGUCACCGCGACGGAGACCGGUGCUACCUCCACCAUCACUGCCACCGAGACUGGUGCUACGUCUACUGUCACUGCUACCGAGACUGACGCUACCUCCACCGUCACUGCCACGGAGACUGACGCCACCUCUACGGUCACUGCCACGGAGACCGACGCUACCUCCACAGUCACCGCUACCGAGACUGAUGCUACGUCUACGGUCACUGCUACUGAGACCGGUGCCACCUCUACGGUCACUGCCACGACCACCGACGCUACAGUCGAGGCAACCGCCACUCUCACUGAUGCCACUUCGACAGUUACUGCCACGGAGACUGCUGCUACUGCCACAAUCACUGCAACGCAGACUGACGCUACCUCCACUGUCACUGCCACGACCACCGACGCUACAGUCGAAGCCACGGCCACUCUCACUGAUGCCACUUCGACAAUUACCGCCACCGAGACUGCUGCCACUUCCACUGUCACUGCAACGGACACCGAGACUACUAUUGAGGCGACUGCUACUCAGACCGAUGGCACUACUACCAUCACCGCUACGGAGACUGGUGCCACCUCUACGGUCACCGCCACCGCCACGGAGGUCGACGCUACUUCGACUGUCACUGCCACCGAGACCGGUGCUACUUCAACGGUCACUGCCACGGAGACUGAUGCCACUUCCACAGUCACCGCCACGGAGACCGGUGCUACAUCUACUGUCACCGCCACGACCACCGACGCUACCGUUGAGGCGACAGCAACCCUCACUGACGCCACCUCCACUGUCACUGCCACGGAGACCGGUGCCACCUCCACGACUGAUGCCACUGCCACCGUCACCGCUACGGUCACCGAUGCUACCGCCACCGUCACUGCCACGACGACUGAUGCCACAGUUGAGGCAACUGCCACGACGACCGAUGCCACAGUCGAGGCAACUGCCACGACGACUGAUGCUACUUCGACUGUCACUGCCACGUCGACUGGUGCCACUUCUACCGUCACGGCUACAGUCGUUGAGGCCACGUCCACUAUCACUAGUACCGAGGUUGAGACCACUACUACCACCACGACCACUUCUACUGCUACUGCGUCGCCAACAACCUCUACCAACGACAACACAGGUACUCAGGACGACGCCAACGCUGGUCAGAACAGCACUUAA
Microstroma glucosiphilum is the source of this 2259-nucleotide messenger RNA. RefSeq lists its product as hypothetical. The record is from RefSeq and is a predicted model, not a curated record. The transcript is spliced from 2 exons. Lineage: Eukaryota; Fungi; Basidiomycota; Exobasidiomycetes; Microstromatales; Microstromataceae. Bases 1 to 2259 code for a protein of 752 amino acids.